AAUAUUGAAAAUAUAUAUUACUUACCCACAACUCUGUUCCCCAACUCAUGACUUCAUCAGUAUGUUAUAAAUCCAACAAAUAUAAAUUAUUAUCACUUCCAACAGCAGUUCAAGUUCUCCUGUACAUUCAAUAUGGAUUUGGAACUGUCACGCAGGCGCAAAGGGGCAAGGACAACCGGAAAUGUCCUCUCCUUCUUCCGCAUUGACUUUUUAUAAUUAAAAUAAUUAAAUACAUUUUUGGUAGUGUCAUUUUAAUUUUGAUAUGAAAUAUUAUCUAAGAAAUCAAUAUGCCUAAAAAUAAGUUUGAUGAGUUCGUAAAUACAAAAUCUCCUUUCUGCGAGUUAGACCAACAUGGCGGGGCCAAAGGAGGAUGUUGUUUUGGUGUCUGAUGAAGAUGAGGAUUCCACUAGUAGAACGCAGGUGGGAAGAGCCCAAAUCAAAAGUAAAGCAGAUGAAGCAUUUGAGGAGCUGCUGUCUGUAUGUGAAGAACAUAUGAAAAAUGACAAGAAAAUAAUAGAAUUUUUGAAAAAACGGCACAGUGCUGCCAGUUCCUCCUACACUCAAAUGGAUGAAUUUUGUGACCGUGUCGCCAUAACAAGGGCCAAAAUUGAGAGUGAACCUAAACGCAUUUAUGUGCAUCUCAUUGAAUUGGCCAAUGAACUUAAAGCAUAUAAAAGAAAGCAAGAAAGACCUUUGUCAAGUAAAAAAAGAAAGGCUGAGGAUUUAAACAGUGAGGAAGAGAAGGCAAAUGUGAAGAAAUUGACUUUACCAGGGUCAGCUCAUUCAGAGAUUGUUUCUAGAGGAAAUGAUUUAAAACAUCAUUCAGCUCUUGAAAUACAAACUUCUGUAUCUGAGGGCAGUAAUCAGUCCGAUAAUCUGUUCACAAAUAAAAAUCCUGGUGCUGGGCAUGGAGCCGGUUUGGAUUCCUGGACUAGUGGUGCUGAAGACUCUAAUCAUACUUCUGCUCAUAAAGAUAAUGGUGCGGCAACCAGUGGUGCUAACAAGACAAGUGGACCUGGUGCUGGUGAAAGAGGCAGGGAAAAAAAGACUGGCUCUGGGAGACAGAUACACAAACUGGAAAAAUUACUGGAGGAUAUCAGUAAAGCAAUAAAAAAGUUACAGGAGAAAGAGCUAGAUCUAGAUGCUUUGGAUGAUGAGGACUCGGCUUAUUUGCAAGAGGAAAGGUUGCAGAAGAGAUUUGUUAAAGUUUGGAACAAGAUUUGUGAUCUUAAGGGGAGAGCACCAGCCACAGGGCGUCCCACAGAGCUCAAGUUUAGAUAUGAGGGUAGUAGAUAUGCUGAGUUAAACAAAGCAAUUGAAAGGUUUAUCAAUAAGAAGCACAUCUUUCCUGACUACUACGAUGUAAAGAAAAUCAUUCAGAAGACCAAUGUCAAGCAUCAUUUGAGAUUGGGUCAAAAAGCUUUAUUGGACCUGGCAAAAGAAAUCUUCACAGAUGUUGGAAAUCUGCUUCAGGAGAGGAGAAUAAAAGAUUUCACUUCUAAUUUUGGUUGCCAUUUAACAGAGAAUUACAAGGAACAUGAAGACCCAGCUCUGUAUGACCGUGACCUUAGGAGGAGGCUGGAAGAAAACAGAAAAGUUUCUAAAUCUAAACUGGAGGAGGUAAUCAACAAGUUUGCCAGAAAGCAGUACGACCUUCAAGAAGACCCGGAAGAGGUUCCAUCUGAGGGGGAUGACGAGAAGGAUUCCAAUGCAGAAGAAGAAGAAGAGAAAGGCACCGAUAUCGAAGGUGACAAUGCCUUGGGUGUAGAAGAAGCAGAAGAUAGUGAUACAGGCACAGGAAAAGAUACUGAUAAAAAUGAUGACGAUGACAGUGAUGUAGAAGAAAUAAGUCCUGAAUCUCAUAGAGACAGUGGAAAUGAUGUUGACAGUGUUGUUGAAGAUAAAGACAUAGAGGAAGAGGAGUCCGAAGAGGAGCUAGGUGUGAAAUUAGCACAAGAUGGUGCUAUUGAUUCUGACAGCGAGGAAGUCAGCAGGAUAUGCACAAGAAAGAGGCCAGAAGAUGUCAACCCUGUUCAUGUUGUGCCCUUCGUGACAGCUGUUAGAACAUACAGCCCAUUACCUUCAAGUGCCAACCGUUUAUGCAGCAAAACCAAUGAUGUUCAAAGCACAAAUACUGAUUUUGCACAAAAUGUGGUUGUGCAUUGCCCAGGUCAUGUACCAAACAAAGCAACCUCACAGCUGAUGGUGCAUCAGGAGAGAAUUAUUGCUUCCUCACACCUUGAAAUUCCACAGGAAAGUUCUAACCUCCAACAACAGCAUGUUACCCUACGCGAAAAAUCAAACUCCCAGUCAGAAACUCAUAACUCCCCAGUUGACAGAAACCUUGGGACAGAAAAAUGCAUUCCCAGUGAUGAAGCUUUGAAUUCAGAUUCUAUUUUUUCUGGCAGUUUUGUAUCCCCCACAGAGCAGUUAAGUGAAGAUAAUGCUAACACUGAGGAGCCAUUUUCAUCACUGUCUCUUGAAAGCUAUUAUACACCACCUACUAGGCAACUGUCAACAAAUGAGGAAAAUAACAUUGACUAUCAGAGCUACAGUGACUCCCAGAAUUCCACAUUAGGCAGUGUGGAUUUGGAUUGUGCUGGCAACACAGGGAAAGUUUGUGAAAAACCAUAUGCAAUGAAGGAAGUGGCAGGGAAUGUCUCUGACACCAGGGGCAAAACAGACUCACAAAGAAGCAUCUUAGAGGAAAAAUAUUUUAUUUGCACCACUGACUUGGACACAAGUAAUGAUUAUUCUGUCAUAACAAACCAAUUUUCUUCAGCUUCGGCCAACAGUGAAGACAGCAGUGCUGAGCCUAAUAAUUCAGCACCUCAUUCUUUAGAAGACAUUUUUGCUGAAUCUCCUGAUAUUAAUGAAACGUUACUCACAGAAAAAUCACCUUCCAGUAAUGAUUAUACUGUCAUAACAAACCAAUUUUCUUCAGCUCCAGCUGACAGUAAAGACAGCAGUGCUGAGCCUAAUAAAUCAGCACCUCAUUCUUUAGAAGACAUUUUUGCUGAAACUUCUGAUGUGAAUGAAACGUUUCUCACAGAAAAAUCACCUUCCAGUAGUUCAUCAGCAACAUUAGAGGCCAGUCCUUUAAGAAAUGUCUCAGAGAUGUGUUCCAGCCCUGCAGGUUCGGCAGUCCAGAAAGAUGAGGAUGGGCAGAAAAAGGAGCAGAAAAUUUGUGGCAACAGUUUGGAGGAAGUGCAUUUAGUUGAUAAUGAAAGCACUGUGGCAAGUGAAUUUGUUAUAAAGAAACCUGUUGAUGCCAAUUUCAAAGAGAUUAAUAAUGACUACUCCGAGGAGGAUAGCAUUGACGGCAGUCAGUCAUUAUUGACCAAGAUGGAAAAUUUGAUGGAUCUUACUGAGAAAGAAAUGGAUUCUAAAAAUGCUUCCUAUCAUUCUGAUCAAGAGGAGAAAAGAAGGGAUAUGAAUGAAGAAACACUUCUUCAAGAUAAUGAAGGGGAAUACACAAUGGACCCCAAUGACAGGUGUAGUCAGUCUUCCAAAGAACAGCAGAGUUACCUUCAAACAAAUCAAAGUGAGGGCAUUUCUUUACAACAUAAACAUGAUGGGGAAGAGAGUCGUCCGAAGCCCAGUUCAAGUAUAUUGACCAAUGUAGAUAGCAUUUCAAAAGGCAGCAGUACAACAGCAUGUGAAUUAGAUUCCAACCAAGAAGGCAGCAAUCAGCAAAUGACCAAACCAGACAAUACAAAUGAGAGCAGUAUUCAAACAAUUGCCAAAUUAAAGAGUGAUUCCAUUUGUGAUGAGAGUAAAAAGGAGUAUGGCCUAUGGGUUGAUGACUUGUCCAACUCCUCUUCACUGUUACUGGCACCAGACCAUACACCGGACUCUAAGAAUUCCCACCUCACCAGCAGCCUGGACAUAGAGGAAAACACUGAAGAUGGUGCAGACAGUCAAGAAAUCGUACUAUACAACUUAAAUGGAGAAGACAUACACAUGGAUGCUGAAUGCAAAGAGGGGGUUGCAGUGGCAUCUGACAGUGAUAAGGCAGACACUUGUUUUCAGGAGUAUGUUUUCCAAGAGGAUUCCAACCAUUGCUCUUCCACCACCCCUGACCUUGACAUAAGUGACAGUGUUAACUUUGGUUGUUUAGAUAAACCAAAAGAGGAGGUCUCAAAGAAUGAUUAUAAUUAUACUGAUCAAAACCAUUCUGGUAUUGAGAAUUUCCCCAAAGAGCAAACAUCAGAAGUGGCUUCCAAUAAAGACUGUGCUCAAAGCAAGUCAGGUCAAACAGACCAGUGCAUGGAUAAGAUUGAAACUAAAGCUUUUGACCCAGAUGAGUGCAUUGUUGAACUUGUUGUUCCUGAGGUGGACAGUGCAAGAAAAGAGAGUAAAAUAAGUGAUGAUCAAAGUGAUGCAGGUGCUAAUAUUGGAAAAUGUGGCCUGAGCAACAUUGUCAGGGAAAACAAUGAGCAGACCAACCCUCUUCCCACUGUGACUGAUACGGAUAGCCUACCUCAGGAGAACAUUGCUUCAGUGGCAUGUGAGAGCCCCAAACCAGCACCAGCUGGGGCUAACAUCCAGUCUCAACAAAUAAAGCAUGAUGGGGAGAGCACCCCUUCUAAACCACAAGGCACAGUGACUUCCAUUCCCAAGCCAGCUGAGGCAAAGCCAAAGACAAUCCACCUAAAUAUUCCAAAGGCAUUUAAGUUGAAAGUUGGCAAAGUGAUAGGAAAUAGAAUUAAAGACAAAAAGCAGAUGGUAGUUGUUCCGAUAGAUGCCAAGAUUAGUGACACAGAUGCCAACAGUUCAAAUGCUGAUCAUGCAUCAAUCAAUAAUCAAAAAGACAGAAGUGGAAAUGAUAAAGGUUUUGUAGAAAAAGAUUAUCCAUGUACUGAAAGACAAGAGCCAAACAAUAAGGAUCUACAAGAGAAACCCACCAAGGCAGCAACACCCAGCAGCUUUCAGGGCACUCCUGCUAUAAGUGGAAGUAUAGAUACCGAAGCUAAACUUCUCGGAAAUGUUUCAGCUGUACCAAAAACAGGAUCUUCUCAAGUCACUAGUCAGCCUUCAACUAUUUCAAAACCGAGUGGCCUUGUUGGUAGCCUUCAGCCUAGCAUGGAAAGAAUUCCAUCUGUUCAGAGUUCAAGUAGUUCUAAUCAGAUUGUAGUAACUUCUGUAGAUGCAUCAAAGCAUUCAAAAGGACCCCAUUCAGUGACACCUGUGUCUUUGUAUAGGAAUGUUACCAGUACCAUGACAUUGACAUCAGGUAGUGUAAUUGGCCACACAACCAUACCAUCAAGCACACCCCCUGAGAUGGCCUCCACUUCAGGUAUUGUAGUCCAGAAUAGAAAAACAAAUCUUUUAGAAGCUCCAACUUGUACCAACAAAGGUGUUACCAAUAUUGUGCUUUUGAACUCCCCUAGAGUGCAACCACCAUCAACAGUACUGGUUAACAGUAAUCCACAGAUAUGUUCUCAACAAGGCAGUACUGUAGGAUCUAGACAAAAUUGGAAGACCCCUCCACCCUCUAAUGCCAAUAUUCAAAUCCUUCCUGCCCCACAAGGUCAAGGACAGAACUUGGGUCCAGGACUGGCUAAUCCUGCAUUAACCUACCUUCUUCUCCAAAGGCCAUCAUCUAAUCCAAUAAUGCCUGCUACAUGCUCUUAUUCCAAAGCAUCAGUGAACAGCACUAUGGUGAGUCAGAUAAGCAAAACACCAGUAGGAGUCCGCGCAAAUGUCAUUAGGCCAGGGCUGCCAGCACAAGGUCUUUUUAUACCACCCCAGGGGUUAAGGCCCCAAGCUACUCCUUCGACAUCCUAUGUACCAUUACAGACAUUCGGUGCACCUCCGCCACCCACUCAUGUACUGGGCAGAACAUCUGGUCAUCUGCACAACACUGGACAACUCACUGCGUCCACCGUUCCCCCAAAGUCUCCAAUUAUACCAACUCCUCCAUCAUCAGAUAUUUUGCAAAGGAAGAAUUUAUCUGCAGUAGUAUUACCCCCUAGACCAACGCUUACUACAGUAAGGGCAGGAAAUUUGGCCUCUGCUUUGGCAACAUCAUCUGUGUCAGAGCACAACAGAAAGAAGGAGUUAAGUGACCAAGUAGGCAAAGAUGGUGGCAGUCCUUUGAGGAUUGCCUCUUACAAAUCCCUGCUAACAAAUGUAGAAGUCAAACCAUGCUAUGUUGAUGAAAAGGUGAUUUGGGUAGCAAAAUCAACAACGAAUGACAAUGAUAGUACAGAUGAAUCUCAGAGAUUGAUGGACUUAAGGGUGUCUAAAAACCAGUAUCCAAGUAUAGCCAAAGGGUUACUGUCUGAGAAACACACAGAGAAAAACAUUAAUGCUCCAAGACCAAUAACACCAGCAUUUCAGGCUGCAGCAAGCCAGUCUCCACAGGCUUCCAUUGUACCUGAACGUGUCAGGAACACGACUCUGGUUGAUAAUUCAACAAGAGUAGCAGUACCUCAGUGCCAAACCAAACCUCAGCAUACCAGAGAUACAUCCACAGAUACCGUUGCAUUAUCUCAGAGCCAGUGUAAGGCAGGGGUUUCAUCAGUUUCCACAGAAACUGAUCAAAGAAUCAUAGAGUUUGUUGUAGUAGAUAAAGAGAAAAAUAAACGCAAGGUGAAAAUUAAGCUGGCUUCAGGUACCACAAAUUAUAUCAAAGAGGAGGCGAUAAAAAAGACUGUUAUGGACACUCUGUCAACUGUAGGUAUUGGCAGACUCCUGGAGCAAUCUCCAACAGCUGCAGCAGAUGGUGGGAGACAAAAAAUGGAAGUCUGUGUAGAUAACAUAGAUAAUGCAGGAAAAGAAGUGGCCGAUGCUGUAAGCACAGCACUCAAAAAAAUGAUCAAACACUGUGGUCCUAAGGCUUUCUCAGUGGUAACAACUGUUGCCUCUCGAUCUGAGUCAUCUGGAGCAGGCACCAGAACUUGGUGUGGUAUUGGGAAGAGAGUGGUAGGGCAGGGCACUCCAUCCAGUCAGCAGGGGCCCAGGCAGAAUAGAACUGAACCAAAUUCAGAUGAAGCUGUUAUUGUUUUAUCGGACUAACUAGUUUCAGUAUUUUGUUUAGGUAGAUCUAGUCACUCAAGAAAAGGUGCUUCUUGACAUGUAGCCAGUUUGGUUUUCAAAACAUUUGCGUCAACAAUCAAGUAUGACAUUGUUUAACAAAAUAUUGUUUUGUGUACAAGUGUGGUCCUUUCAAAAUAUACAAAAAAAUUGAUUUUCAGAAUAGCUUUAUAAUGGAAAUUUUAGUUAACAGAAAAUAGUAAAAGUUACUUGCUUAAUCUGUCCAUCAGUGACAUACUUUAUUUGUUACUAUGAGUUAGUAACAACAAAUUGAAGGGAUCUUUCUUCUGAGUUUUACUGCUGAGUCACAAAAGCAAAUGCGAUUUCCAUGUAUAUAGUCAUUAUUAUAUGAGAGGGUGCAUAUUGAGAUAAUCAUGGGCCCAUGUAAUCAUAAUCUUAAUUUUUGUAUGUUUAUUACAUUGGCUGGAAAUGUGAAUUGAUAAUAACAAAAUAUAUUUUUUUACUGAAACAAUUCAUUGAAUAUUUAUGCAGACACAUCACAAUGGUCAAAAUACAAUUGAAAGUGAAUGUGUGAGUAAAAGUGUUGUCGAUAAAACAUGCAACAGUUUGGUUCUUUAAGCACCCUGCAGUUGUUCGCAAAAUUGUAAAGAAACCCUGUAAUUGGAAAGGUGUAAAAUCAAGCAAGAUUAAGAGCUGACAUAAUUUAUCCACAAUAAUAUUUUGGUCAAAUUGUGGUGUGCUACACAAAAGUAUAUAGUCACUGUUUUGAGUCUCGUCGGUGUAUUCCUUUUUAAGAGGACAUUCUCAGCACAAAGAGUUUCACUGUCAUUGUUGGACAAUUUACCUCAUCUUGGUGAUUCUUGCCCCUUUUAAAAUUCUGAAAUGAUAUUGUGCAGUGCAGACAGCCUAGUUUUAGGUAAUCUGGGUUGUUUUCCAUUCCUUAGGACAUGAUUGUAGUCCAUAAUCUGAAACCUGAGAGAUGUUGGAACAUACGAAACAAGCAUCGGUGGAGCAUGGAUUCCCAGUAACACAUGUAAACCACUUCUAUUAGUUUGAUAUACGUCUCAAAUAAGUUCGACAUGCCAAGGGAUAAACUGAAUAGAUCACUCCAUCAGCCAUAAAAAAGCUUUAUACUGCUCCUUUCUUUAAAUUUUCUGUCAGAACUUUAACCUUCUUUUGUGGCCUACUUUUCUGCCCAAUUGACAUACAGCAUAAAAUGCUAGCAGAAAAAUCCAUUCAAACA
Lingula anatina is the source of this 8245-nucleotide messenger RNA. RefSeq lists its product as uncharacterized. Gene Ontology annotation, biological process: nucleosome assembly; regulation of apoptotic process; negative regulation of DNA-templated transcription. The record is from RefSeq and is a predicted model, not a curated record. Gene Ontology annotation, molecular function: transcription corepressor activity; transcription coactivator activity; histone binding. Lineage: Eukaryota; Metazoa; Brachiopoda; Lingulata; Lingulida; Lingulidae. Gene Ontology annotation, cellular component: nucleus; PML body.